This is a messenger RNA of Symbiodinium necroappetens, 1377 nucleotides long. The record is from the annotation of a GenBank genome assembly. NCBI's taxonomy places the organism in Eukaryota, Dinophyceae, Suessiales, Symbiodiniaceae.
CAGGACCUAGAUGUCUUCCGCUACGAGCUGGAGCGCAUGGACGCCUCGGUGCAGGGGACACAGCGCACGGUGGACCGCGUGGUCGGUGAACUAGGUCGCGUCCAGGAUGUAGGAGACUCGCUUCGGGCAGAUUUGGAGAAGCGACUCUCGCAGCAGAGCAAGAUGUUGAAUGUCUUCAAAAUGGAGCUCGAGGUGAAGCUGGUCAGCCUUGAGAACCGCUAUGACAAGCUGAGUGAUGACCUGUGGGGUGAAGAGACAGGACUAGCGAAGGUCAUGCAUGAUCUUUCCCACACGAACGAGGUGGUCACCAGCAUGAGCACCGAGUUUGCUUCCAUGAAGCACGACAAGGCGAGCAUUGCCCAGCUUCAGAUGGUCCAGGAGGAGGUCAACAAUUUCACUCUGGAGACCAACAACAACGUCACCGCCCUGCAGCAGACUGUUGACAGGAUGAUGGCAGAUAUGAAAGCCCACUUUCAGACCGCCACCAACACAGUGGCGGCGCACAAUGCUGCCAUGCUGCAGGAGGUUCGGACAGCCUACCAAGAAGAGUUGCACGAGGCGGCUCAGGUUCGCAAGAAGGUCGAUGAGUUCAUGCAGUCCGAGCGCGAGUACCGUCGAACGUUAGAGGACAGCAUUUGCAAAUCCCAAGCUCAGACAGAAGACCUCGUGCGCCAGGUGACCUCAGAAGUCGAAGAGGUGGGCAAGCUUCGGCGCCGAGAUCGCAAUAGCCAAGAGGUUGAAAUCAAAGCCGUGGCCAAGUCGCUCGCGACUGUGCAAGAUUCCUCGCAGCAUGUUGCCCAGAGCCUGGAACACUUGAGCGCUGUGAUCUGGACCAUGGUGCAGUGCGAACGAGCGGCAUCAGCGUUGGACCUCCAGGAUGAUCAAGACAGAUCCAAAAUCGCUUUGAUGGGCUACAAGGAAGAGCAGUCGGAGAGGCCUCGAGGAUCGAAAUCCCGCAAGGGCCGAGCCUCUUCGCCAUCGGCAAGUGAGGCCGAUGGUCAGACCAUCAUCAAUGUGGACGAGCGUUGUCUCAGCUGCUGCGGAAAAGCACAGACUGUUCUUUCAGGCUUCAAGAUGGCCUGCUUACAGUACUCUCCAGCGCCAGUUGUCUUCUCGCGCAAGACCUACAACAGGUCUGACUUACUUGGCCUGCGGGAAAAGCUUCUGUCACAGGUGCACGAUGCACUGCAGCAUGGGCCGGUGGAGUUUGACAAGGCCGAAAUCUUCGGAGCCACGGCGAACACGACGAUAUCUUCAGGUGCGAUUGUGGACUCUCUGACAGGUCAGGAUGGUCGCCUGAGCAAAGCAACAGGCUCCCGAUCCAGUCCGUUGUCCAUGCCACCCAUUCAAUCGGCGUGGGGCCUCCCAAGAUGUUGA